GCCUGAAGAUCCGGCAGGCAAAGCGUAGUUCUGGGACCACCCAGGUGGCCUCUGCAGCAGAAGACACCUGUGAGCCAUUUUCAGCCCAACGUCUUCAGCAUCUCAGGAUUUAACUGGAAAGGGCCAUACGGGGGCCAUGGAUUACCAACCGAGUAUCAUCCGGGAUGCUAACCCCAUGGAGAAUCUGGAGAAGCAAUUAAUCUGCCCCAUAUGCCUGGAGAUGUUCAGCAAGCCUGUGGUGAUCUUACCUUGCCAGCAUAAUCUUUGCAGGAAAUGUGCCAAUGACAUAUUUCAGGCUGCUAACCCCUACUGGCAAACAUCCCGGGGAACCACCAUAUCAGGGGGAAGAUUUCGCUGCCCUUCCUGUCGCCAUGAAGUCAUCUUGGACCGUCAUGGAGUCUAUGGCCUCCAGAGGAACCUACUGGUAGAGAACAUCAUUGAUAUCUACAAGCAAGAAUAUACCAGCCGACCCGUGAAGAAGGGCAACCAUCCAAUGUGCAAGGAACACGAAGACGAGAAGAUCAACAUCUAUUGCUUGACCUGCGAGGUGCCGACCUGCUCCAUGUGCAAAGUCUUCGGGGCUCACAAAGACUGCGAAGUCGCACCCCUCCAAAGUGUCUUUCAGGGACAAAAGAUGGAGCUGAACAACUGCAUCUCUAUGCUGGUGGCAGGCAAUGACAGAGUCCAGACGAUCAUCAGCCAACUGGAAGAGUCAUGCAAAACCACUGAGGAGAACAGCCAAGAGGUCAAGCAGGCUUUGUGUGAGAAAUUUGAAGCCCUCAUCGCCAUCUUGGAGGAGAAGCGAAGCGAGCUGCUGGAACGCAUCUCCAAGGAGCAAGAGGAGAAGGUCGGGUUGAUGCAGAACCUCAUCCAGCAGUACAAGGACCAGCUGGAGAAGUCCUCUAAGCUGGUGGAGUCCGCCAUUCAGUCCAUGGAGGAGGAAGCAGGGGCUGCUUUCCUCAUGACUGCCAAGCAGCUCAUUAAAACAAUCGUGGAUGCAUCGAAGGGAGCUCAGCUGGAAAAAAUAGAGCCAGGAUUUGAAAACAUGGACUAUUUCACCCUAGACCUGGAGAAUGUCAAGGAAGUCUUGAGGAGCAUUGACUUUGAGGGAGAUGAAGAUGAGGAAGAGGUAAAUGAGGAGGAAGAAGGAGCAGAAGAAGAGGAACCUCAGGUUGGCAAAGCAGAUGAUGCUCAGUAACCAAAGAGGAAACAAUGACUUCCAGGAGGAAAAGAGAAAUCUACCUAUGCAGAUUAUUGUACAAUCGGGGAAAGGAGGAAGAGAUGAAGGAAGGGAGAGAGAUGGGGUGGUAGGAAACCCAAACUAAAUGCCCUUAGAAGCAAGAGGAAAUGAUUUGGGACAAACGUCAGCUGAAGCAGAGCCAUUGGGAAGUGGAAUUCGUGGCAAUUCGAGAAGAAAAUCGUGCACAAAGACACUUUUAUACACGGGUGCAAAAUGGAACUUUUCAUACAUUUUAUAUGUUGUGUGUUUUUUUUUGUACAUAAUUGGAAUGGCACUUGAAUUUCUUUGUUUUGUUUUUUUAUUUUUGUAAAGGAAAAAAUGCAUUUUCUUUUUUUCCUUUUCCUCAGAACACCCUUCGUUAGACUUGAAAGAUGUUAAUUAUGGGAAUUUAAGCAUUUUUAUUUAUUUAUAAUUUGUUUUGCACUUGUUUAGAAUGGACAGUAGAAAAGACAGGAAUAUUUAGUGUUUAGGCCUUAGGAAACAGAACAGAACUACUGUAGCUUUUGUGAACUUUUUUGAUCUAGAGAAAAGUAGGAAAGAGUGUUUCUUGAUCUUACUGCUUGUACUUUUUAAAAAGAUGUCUGCUGAUUUUUCCUCUUUAUGUAUAUAAAUACACAAUAAAUGGAUUCCAGG
Messenger RNA from Pogona vitticeps (central bearded dragon), 1873 nucleotides. It is a transcript of the gene TRIM63, whose product is annotated as tripartite motif containing 63. The record is from RefSeq and is a predicted model, not a curated record. Lineage: Eukaryota; Metazoa; Chordata; Lepidosauria; Squamata; Agamidae. Gene Ontology annotation, molecular function: zinc ion binding.